This is a messenger RNA of Sturnus vulgaris (Common starling), 1602 nucleotides long. The record is from RefSeq and is a predicted model, not a curated record. NCBI's taxonomy places the organism in Eukaryota, Metazoa, Chordata, Aves, Passeriformes, Sturnidae.
AUGUGGGUGGGGUUUAAGGGCUGUGGGCGUGGCCCCCCCCGCAGGUUCCUGGGCCCGGUUUUGGGGGCCCUGCGGGGGGGCCUGGGAGACCCCGAGGGCGCCGUGAGGGGAGCGGCGGCCGCGGCGCUGAGGGAGCUGAGAGAGGAACUGCAGGUCCUGGAUGCUCUGGCCCAGGGACUCCCCCCUGAGAAACUCCUGAAGGAAUUGGUGAGAAUUUGGGGGGUGCUGGCGGCGCUGGGCCCCGCCCAGGUGGGGGAGGGGCUGCUGGAGCUGCUGGAGCUGGGGCUGGGAUUGGCCCCCGGGGACCCCGAGGCCACCGAGGUCACUCCAUCCCAGUCCAUCCCAGUUUCUCCCAGUUUGCAGCUGCUCUCGGCCGUCUCGGAGCUGUUGGGGGAGGGGACGGCGCCGCUGCUGCCCCGAGCGCUGCCGCUCCUGCAGGGGGCGCUGCGGCCCCCGGCGCCCGUGAUCUAUACUGGUCUAUACUGGUCUAAACUGGUCCCUGUUCCCCCCCAGCCCCCCACGGACGCCCCUGAUUGGCUGCUGAAUCUUCACGACGACGAGGACGAGGAUGACGUCACCGCCAUGGAGGAUGACGUCACCGAUUGGGAGCAGGCGGAAGUGGGCGGAGCUUUCCCCGGAUUGGCCGAGGCGGCGCUGGGAGCACUGGGGGAGGUGGCUGUGAACUGCGGCACUGCCUUCCUGCCAUACCUGGAGCCUUCCCUGUCGGCCGUCUUGGAUCUGACCGAGUUCCCCCAGUCCCAGGUCCGAGGCGCUGCCUACGAGGCCCUGGGGAGUCUCUGCUGCUGCGGGAGGGGACGGGAAACCCAAACUGCCCCCACCCCCGUCCAGCAGGGGGCGUUCCGGGCCCUCCUGGCCGGGCUGGUGGCGGAGCCGGAAGUGGGCGGAGCUUUGGGCGCUCUGGGCGGGGUCGGGCGGAUCCUGCAGCCCCCAGGCCACGCCCCCAAGGAAUGGCUGGAGCCCAUUGGGGGAGCCCUGUGUGACGUCAUCGCCGGCAAGGUCGCCUGUGUGAGAUCCCGCGGGGACGACGAGGACGGCGACGAGACCUCCCAGCGAGCCGAGCUCCGUGAAACCGCCUCUGAUUGGCUGCUGGAAGUGGGCGCGGCCAUGGCCCAAACAGGAAGUGACAUCACCAGCCCCGGAAGCGGCAUAACCGGAACAGGAAGUGAAACCUCCCAAACAGGAAGUGCCUUCCCCAAAACAGGGAGUGGUGUUGCCGAAACAGGAAGUGACGUCACCAAACCCGGAAGAGGCGUGGUUUUCCCGCCCCACCUCUUCCGCCGCAUCCUCCCCUCCCUAUUGGCCACCCUGGCUGACCCCGCCCACCCCGGGACGAGGUCCUGGGCGGCGGCCGUGAUUGGUCAGCUCGGCCACGCCCUCGGCCAGGAGGCCACGCCCUUCCUGCCCGAUUUAGGCCCGGCUUUCCGAUUGGCCGCCGGCGACGCCGACCCCGAGGUCAGGGCCAACGUCUUCUACGCCAUUGGUCGCAUCGGGGAGGCCGCGGGACACGCCCACCAGCAGUAUCCACCAAUCAGCGCGCAGGGGGCGUGGUUCAGGGGGGUUAACGCCCUUAAAUCCACUUAG